AAAGAAAAUGGCGAACAGGACUGUGAAAGACGCUCAUUCCGUAAAAGGGACAAAUCCACAGUAUUUGGUCGAAAAAAUAAUAAGAACUCGCAUUUACGAGUGUAGAUACUGGAAGGAAGAAUGUUUUGCUUUAACAGCGGAAUUGCUUGUUGACAAGGCAAUGGAAUUGAAGUACAUAGGAGGGGUAUAUGGAGGAAAUGUCAAACCAUCGCCGUUCCUCUGUUUAGUCCUGAAAAUGCUGCAAAUUCAACCAGAAAAAGACAUAGUUGUGGAAUUUAUUAGGAAUGAAAAUUUCAAGUAUGUCAGAGCACUUGGAGCAUUCUACAUGAGACUGACAGGAACAACAUUAGAUUGUUUCAAAUACCUUGAACCUCUCUACUAUGAUUACAGAAAGCUAAAGAUGCAAAACAGAGAUGGAGGAUUUUAUUUGAUCCACAUGGAUGAGUUUAUUGACAAUUUAUUGAGAGAUGAACGUGUUUGUGACAUCAUUCUUCCCAGAAUCCAGAAGCGCCACAUUUUGGAGGAGAACAAUGAGCUGGAGAGCCGGGUCAGUGCCCUUGAUGAGGAUCUAGAGGACAUGGACACGGACGAAGAAGAGGCCAUGGAAAGAAGUCCCUCUCCUGUUGACAGAAGACAUGGAGAUCGAGGGUCACCACCUAGGCACCGCCGCUCACCCUCACCCAGAAACAGGGAUAGGGACAGGAGGAAAAGGUCAAGGUCAAGAGAUCGAGAAAAGAGGAAGAGGUCACCCACAGAUAAAAGACACAGAGAUGAAGAUCGCAAGAAAAGCAAGAAGCAUCGUCACGAGCACAAGAGCCGAGACAAAGAUCGGGACCGAGAGAAACGUCACCAUCGCAGUAGUCGUCAUCACAAGGAUGACAAGGACAGGGAUAGAGAGAAAGAUAAGGGUGGGUCCAGGUCUGAAUCAAAGGCGGAACUUAGUGUAGCAGAGACCAAUGAACUCAGAGCAUCCCUGGGACUACCACCCCUGAAAUAACAUGGAGUUUGUUGCUUUAUUGUCAUCUUAUGUGAAUUCCGAGUACCAUGUUUUGUGGAACAAAACUUUAAAAGAAAGCAAAUCAACUUUUCAAUGACAUGGAACAAUUUAAUUUUUAACUACAUGUAUGAAAUAUUAAACUUCAAAGUUUUUUUUUUAAUUGAAAUAAAACAAAC
Molecule: messenger RNA, 1173 nt
Organism: Saccostrea echinata
Lineage: Eukaryota; Metazoa; Mollusca; Bivalvia; Ostreida; Ostreidae
Product: pre-mRNA-splicing factor 38A-like
Exons: 9
Coding region: 8-997 (329 amino acids)
Biological process (GO): mRNA splicing, via spliceosome
Cellular component (GO): U4/U6 x U5 tri-snRNP complex; precatalytic spliceosome
Source: RefSeq, a predicted model, not a curated record